This is a messenger RNA of Aplysia californica (California sea hare), 1486 nucleotides long. Its product is annotated as lanC-like protein 2. Gene Ontology annotation, biological process: carbohydrate metabolic process; peptide modification. The coding region runs from base 96 to 1304 and encodes 402 amino acids. The transcript has 8 exons. NCBI's taxonomy places the organism in Eukaryota, Metazoa, Mollusca, Gastropoda, Aplysiida, Aplysiidae. The record is from RefSeq and is a predicted model, not a curated record. Gene Ontology annotation, cellular component: plasma membrane.
CUAAUUUAGCACUCUUCGUUUUAUUCGUCAAUCUUGGCGUUAAACUUCUUGUGUCAACAACAACACAACAACAGUCAACAAUUUCUUCAACUACAAUGGAGGAGAGAGCAUUCAAAAAUACGUUGGAAGACUACAGAGGCUCCACUUUUCUUGGCGAAGACAAAAAGUUGCAAAAGCAGUACCAGGAACAAGUUCUCACAGGUGUCAGGAAGCUGCAGGAAAAUGUCUGUCAAAAUGCUUCUGAUGAUGGUCGAGACUACUCAGUUUACACAGGAGCUGCAGGGCAAGCUCUACUUUGCCUUCAACUGCACACCAAAUUGCCAGGAGGAGAUAAAGAUGACCACUAUCUACAGCAAGCCUUGACCUGGUUGAAACCGUGUCUCAAGAGGCUGAAGGGCUCAAAGCUGUCCUUUCUGUGUGGAGAUGCUGGACCACUGGCUAUAGCUGCCGUUGUGCAUCACCUGCUGGGCAACAAGGAACGCAGCAAGACGUUCAUUUCCAAGGUAGAAGAUUUGUGCCGUGAUGUGUGUGCAGACAGUGAUAUGCCAGACGAGAUUUUGUAUGGAAGAUGUGGAUAUCUGUCAGCUCUGUUGUUCCUACAGCAUUACCUCAGUCCUGAUGCUGUAGACAGGGAACUCAUUGUUAAGGUUGUGGAGGCAGUACUGAGCUCCGGAGAGACUCUGUCACGAAGACAGCGAUGUUCUCAUCCCCUUAUGUAUGAGUGGCACGAUAAACCGUACUUGGGGGCUGCUCAUGGCCUUGCUGGCAUUUACUAUAUGUUGUUACAGGUGAAGGAGGCUGGUGUGCAGGAACGUGUCAGGCAGUUGGUUCAUCCGUGUGUGGACUUUAUGCUGUCUCUGAGAUUUGCUUCUGGGAACUGCCCCUCCUCCCUGGGCAGUAGUGGAGGGGACAGACUUGUUCAUUGGUGCCACGGGGCUCCUGGCUGGGUGCAUCUUUUUGCCUUGGCUUACAAGAUAUAUAAAGACAAACGGUAUCUUGAGGCAGCUCUGGACUGUGGUCGUGUGGUGUGGCAGAGAGGGCUCCUGUGCAAAGGCUAUGGGCUGUGUCAUGGAACUGCAGGAAAUGCCUACACUUUUCUGACUCUCUUCAAAUUGACUGGGGAGCAGAGAUACCUUUACUAUGCAUACAAGUUUGCAGAAUGGUGUUGUGACUAUGGCAAACAUGGAUGCCGCACACCGGACAGGCCAUUUUCAAUGUUUGAAGGUAUGGCUGGCACAGUGUAUUUCCUGGUAGAUCUGCUGGAUCCAUACAAGUCUGCAUUCCCUGCCUUUGAUUUCAUGUAAGGAUGUUUCCUCCUUCAGAUGUAAUUUUCGUGUUCAUCUGAUCGAAGGGAGAAGGGAUGUGUUCACCUGGAGGUGGAGUCUUUUUUUUGCACAAUUAAUCUCUUAUGCUGUUGAGCUGGCUCUUUUAAUUUGAUAUUGUUUACUUUAAAUACACUUGCAAUAAAGUAUAACUGAAAAGCAAA